Zootermopsis nevadensis is the source of this 2534-nucleotide messenger RNA. RefSeq lists its product as uncharacterized. NCBI's taxonomy places the organism in Eukaryota, Metazoa, Arthropoda, Insecta, Blattodea, Termopsidae. The record is from RefSeq and is a predicted model, not a curated record.
CCAAAGACACAGCACGAUAUUCAGUUUCAAAAACCAGCAUUUAAUGGUGCCAACUUGAUUACCUUUAAAGUUUAAGUGGCUGUCUUGCUGUUGUUUAUGGGGAGAGAAUUCGGAAACACGAAAUCGGAUAUUUUUUUAAUGAAACUAUUUGUUUACAGUUUCAUAGCGAUAGGUCAGUUUAUAAGUCUAGAAGUUAUUAACAUACGUAUUUUCCAUUUGUCUUUAACGGAGUUUAUGUAGCUUACCCUUCGUAAUUCCCUAUAAAAGAAAUAGCUAUAUCAAGUUUAAUACAAUUUUUUCAGAGGUCUCAAAAGAUGUACUUGGAAGUGCAUUUAGGCAUUUAGGAUCUUAUGUUAAGUGAUAUUCGGGUUAAACCGAAUUAAACCAAAAUAAAAAAAUCCAAUUAAAUGUGGUCUCCGUCUGCUGUACCAAGUUUUGUCCAAAUUCGUGUGCUCAUAAUUUCCGACAGACGAACAUGACGAAACCAUACAAUUAUUCUGUUAUUUUGUCAGCUACUCUACGUUAUGUCUAGCUGCAACACUGUCGAAUAUGAUUCUGUUCAUCAGGUUGCGAUACCGCACUGUCUGUGGACUACGAUACAGAAGGCCACAGCCUGAACUUUAAGUCAUUAAAUUUCAUGUCUUUAUUCCACUUUUAUUUAUUUUUAAUCACAAGAACUAUUUAGUUACGUCUAGUUCUUUGGAACCUAGUUCUUAAUGGGCGAAGUAAAGACAUCACAGCUCAGCAACGAUAUAAAAAAAUUAGUGAAGACAAUUUAAUGGGGUUGCACUCGUUAAUUCUCGUGGAGGGUAUAUAAAGUUGACGGAACUGAAGAUUUCUUAUUGGUCGAUAAAAUAAAAAUUUGAAAACGGGAACCAGUAAAACGUGAGAGUUGCUUGUGUUGGCCAAUAUGCCUGCUAGGCGUAUUGGCUAUGCGGGUUAACUAUCACGCUCAGAUAUUCAGAUUCUGUGUCAAGUUGCUCUCGCUUCCACAGAGUUGUCCACUUUGAGUAAGGAGUACAGUCUGCACUCUGCUAGACGUGGUUAUUUCAGAAACAUAAUAUCAUGCAGAUCCCAGAGAACCCUCGAGAAUAAAGCUGACACUCCAGCUGAUCGACGACACCUGUAAUCAAGGAUGAGUUCUGCGGGCGACGUGGGAUCUCCUCAACAGUCCCCGACCCAGGAAGCGGUGCCCACCAUCGGAAGUAAGCCACGGCUGCAGUCGCCGCUGGAUUACCGGAACGGGGACCUGGUAUCACGUCUCCUGGCCGCCACACCGCCGUACUUGUAUAACAUGCCACUCGUUCCGCACAGUUUCUUCUUCAGCGAGAUGCUGCGUAGUUUCGUACAGGCCAAGACGGAAGGCAGUAGUGGGCAAUCUUCUGCCGUGCGCGGAUCCUCCGUGGUAGCGGCUCAGCAACGGCGCAGUAGGAAACGUUCGUGGAGAGAAGCCAGUACGGAGAGGACGAAACCGCCAUCCGUGCUAGGACCGACACUAGACAAGCCUCUGGAACUAACUACUACGUCCAGAGGACAUCCUCAGCCUCCACCACCACUUCCGCCUCCACAGGAGGAGAAAUCUCCCGCUCCCCCUUCGUCACCUCCCACUCUUCCACCACCACCGCCUCCAUUGCUUCUUCCACCGUGCGGACUUCUCCCCCUUCCAUCUCCAGACACGUCACUACCUCCAGACAUGUUGCUUCCGCCUCCUCCUCCGCUGUGGUAUCCGCCACUGUACCCUCUUCCUCCACAACCCCCUUAUGGAAUUGACCCCUUACACUUCUUCAUAGACCUGCGUGUAUCGGGACAUAUUUGGGAUCGAAAGUUGGGAAAAGAUACGCCUCCAUCUAGUGAGCAGUUAAUUCACCAAAGUGGAGCAGUCGCUCCAGACGAGAAGCCUCUACAAAGGUCAUUGUCUGUAGGUAACUCCAGCGGUCCUUCAUCCUCGUCGUCCUCGCUGGUGAAGCAGAGUAAACACUGCUCGGCCUUCAGCGUGCCUCAACCAAGAGGACACCAUUCACCGGGUGUUGAAUGCAGUAGCAGGCGCGAUUCGGGAUCCUCCUGCACAACAAACUACGUGCUACAAAAUCUGUCACGCAUCUACAAAGACGUGAGGAAGAGCCACCAGGAAACAUGUGAGCAGGACGACGAAAAGUCCUCAUCGACUGGAGGACAAAACGGGGAGGACAAGCCUCGUUGUAAGGACCUCAGAGCCCUCAUCGGUUUGGAACUAGUCGUGGAUUACGUGAAACACGAAGGUGGGUCCAAAGCAUCGCGUCGCAGCGAAAGUCCCAGUGAGGCGUCCGGUAGCGAGACCACUGUGGACGUAAUCGGACACGACAAACUCCAGACCUCGACUCCUCCAACCGCCGAGCAUGAUGUCAUGAGACAACUGUAGAUGUUACCCGCCGCCCAUAACAUGGGAUUGCUUAGAAGGCAGCUCAAGUCCUGCCCCUUGGAUUUCAGAAAACUGAAUAGUUGUAUGAUUUGAGGUUUUCACAGCGGUGAGUAUGAAGAUUUCUGUCUUCUGGGCU